Molecule: messenger RNA, 1794 nt
Organism: Closterium sp. NIES-65
Lineage: Eukaryota; Viridiplantae; Streptophyta; Zygnematophyceae; Desmidiales; Closteriaceae
Source: the annotation of a GenBank genome assembly
AUGGGCAGUAACAACAAAGAUACUGCCAAGUCUCUGAGGCUGAGUGAUAGUAGUAGCAGCUCCCAAGCCAUCCCCACACCCCACCUCUUUCGUAGAAGUGCUAGUACUAGCGCUGCUGGCGCGGACGUUUCGCGGGAGGCGGAAGAAUUUGAAGCGGUGGAGGCGGAAGGAUCAUGGGAUGUUGGGAUGAUGGAAGGGGAAGCGCCGGUCGCGCUCGUGGGAUCCUUCCGGGAAAUGGCGAAUCCGCGCCUGGCAGUAGAUUCUGCUAGUAGCAACAGCCGUGGUGCCACGAGUGAGGGCAUGAGGGCGUUAGAAGCAGAGGCGGCUGCUGUUGCGCUGUCUGAGAGGGGUAAUGAAGGGGAAGCGCCGGUCGCGUUGGUGGGAUCGUUCCGAGAAAUGGCCAUCAGCCAUGGUGAGGGUAGCACUAUGAGAGCUUUAGAAGAAGCGGCUGCUGCUGUUGCUGUAACAGGUAAUGAAGGGGAAGGAGGGGGAGUGGGGGGUGGGAAGAGAGGGGAAAGGGAGGGUGAGGGAAGGCGGGAGUUGCAAUCUGGAUGGGCGAAAGGGGUUCGUGAAAUGGCGCGGGUAGCGAGUUUGAGUGGCGGUAUGGGGACUGUUGAAGCUACGGCUGCUACUGCUGCUGCUGCUGCUGCUGCUGCUGCUGCUGCUGCUGCUGCUGCUGCUGCUGCUGCUGCUGCUGCUGCUGCUGCUGCUGCUGCUGCUGCUGCUGCUGCUGCUGGUGGUGGUGGUGGUGGUGGUGGUGGUGGUGGUGGUGGUGGUGGUGGUGGUGGUGGUGGUGGUGGUGGUGGUGGUGGUGGUGGUGGUGGUGGUGGUGGUGGUGGUGGUGGUGGUGGUGGUGGUGGUGGUGGUGGUGGCGGUGAACAGGAGGAGAUUAAAAAGAUAGUGAUAAUCGAGGAGACACAUGCAGCGGGGGGGCACGCGGAGAGGGGGCAUGCAGAGAGGGGGCAUGCAGAAGGGGAACAGGCUGGCUUCAGACGGAAAGCUGCAUCCAGAGAGGGGACUACAGACUCCCAAUACGAGGAAUCUGACUCAGACCUCAUCUCUCCUUCUAGCCUGCCGUUCUUAUCUGUCUCCCCCCGUCCAUCCUUCGGCCCAGCAGCAUCCGCUCUCUCCCCCACCACCUCCCUCCCCCAUGGCGCCUCGCUCCCCCUCACCCUCCCGCACUCAUCCAUCCUCUCCCCAACCGCCUCCCUACCUGCCAACGCCUCCCUCCCCCCCACCCUCCCGCACUCAUCCACCCUCUCGUCUCCUGCCUCUCGCAGCCUUCGCAAAUUCAGCUCUGGUCCGCUCUUCUCCUCCCUGUCUCGGACCCUGUCCCGCGAUGUGUCUGUUGAGUCAACGCACAAGCCCUUCCGCAAAUUCACUUCCGGUCCGCUCUUCUCCUCCCUGUCCCGAACCUUGUCUCGCGACGUGCCUGUUGAGCCGACCCAAAAGGCCGCCAGCAAAAUCAGCUCUGGCCCGCUCCUCUCCUCCCUCUCCCACACUUUGUCCCGCUCUCGCUUCAAGCACCUGCUUUCUCCGCUCCUCUCCAACCCUUCCAAGCCUGGCACAGAGGCUGGGGGGAACGCCGCUGGCUCGAAUCAAGAUCCACCACCACAAGAUUGUGGUACAGAUUUCGGGGUAGCCUUGGAAACAGGUUCGGGUCUGCCGAAGCAAGUGCCCCGGUCUGCUUCUGCUGUGGAUGCUGGGGAGGUGAAUUCCAAGGCAAGGCAGAACUGGUUGAAAGUGCUGCGUGUGCCCAGAGCUGGUGUGCUGGGUGGAGGCUCCAAGGGGUGA